GUUGCUUUUUCAUUUCUUUUGACCGUUAGUUUUGGUUUGAAUCGUUGUGUUUUCGGCUCCAAUUUUCAUUGUGUUGAAAAAGGAUAAAUUUUAAGCCUAAUCAUCAAGAUGGGAAAAUGGGCGGCAAAACUCGCUAAAUCAAUGAGUAGGUCACCUCAGCGUAAUAGGGAACGUCGUGAUAGGGAACGGCGUGAUAGGGAAAGGCGUGAUAGGGAAAGGCGUAAUAGGAUGUCUUUGUCUGUGUCUAUGUCACCCAUGAGAUUUUCUUCUCCAAGUACUAGUCAAGGAAGACAUCGAUCACCAAUGGGGUUGGCGCCCAUCGUUAGACCGAAGCUGAGCCGAGAAUUAGAACUGUGUGGCCGUGCUCAAAGAUCUAGAAGUCUACCAGAUCGAUACAGUUCGGUGGACUUUAGGAGGGCUUUAGGGACUGGGAGGUCCAGGAGGUCAACUCGUGCACCCUCAAGGGAAUUGGUCCGGCAACCAGAACCGAUUGCAGGGCCAAGUACCUCACCUAGGCCAUCUGCUUCAUCUAGGUCAUCUGCCUCACCUAGGCCAUCUGCUUCAUCUAGGUCAUCUGCCUCACCUAGGCCAUCUGCUUCACCUAGGUCAUCUGCCUCAUCUAGGGCAUCUGCCUCACCUAGGUCAUCUGCUUCACUUAGGAAAUCUGCCUCACCUAGGUCAUCUGCCUCACCUAGGAAAUCUGCAUCACCUAGGUCAUCUGCCUCAUCUAGGAAAUCUGCAUCACCUAGGUCAUCUGUCUCACCUAGAAAAUCUGCCUCACCUAGGCCAUCUACAUCAUCGACUGUUUCUACCCAGUCACAUUGGAAAAUUUUCGCUUGGGGGUUAGGCGAAAUCGACGUAGACGCUCUACGUCAACAACUAUUACGUUAUGGGCCCGUCCAAAACGUCUCCGUUUACCCCAACCCACGCAAAAAUAAUAACGAAGCCGAUAUUUACUUUAAAACCAAGAAAAGCGCCCUAGCAGUACUUCGUGCCAUUCGUUUGGGCAAAUUUUACGACGCCUUUAAAUUGUCUUCGGCCGUUAUGGGACCAGCUGCUAAUAAACUUAGAAAGAAUCGUCGAAAUAAAUAAGUAUUUAUAUUUUGUAUUGAAAAGUACUAAAAGUUUUUUCGUUCGCCCACUUUAUUUUUGAGGCAAUUUGUGUUAAUAAAAGUAUUAUUUAUAAAUAAUUUUCGAUAGGUUUAGGUCUUAAUUACGUAUCUUAU
Messenger RNA from Onthophagus taurus, 1226 nucleotides. Lineage: Eukaryota; Metazoa; Arthropoda; Insecta; Coleoptera; Scarabaeidae. The record is from RefSeq and is a predicted model, not a curated record.